Molecule: messenger RNA, 393 nt
Organism: Caenorhabditis remanei
Lineage: Eukaryota; Metazoa; Nematoda; Chromadorea; Rhabditida; Rhabditidae
Exons: 2
Coding region: 1-393 (130 amino acids)
Source: RefSeq, a predicted model, not a curated record
AUGCCGAGUGGUGGACAAAGAAAGCACACAAUUUCAAACAAAACGCGCAAACGCCCUGGAAAGGAUUUAGAUCAAAUUCACGAUGAUUUGAAACCUGAAAAGGCUGCCAGACUUCUCCAGCAAGAGGUGGACUACGAUCUGCCUGGAAAUGGACAGUUCUACUGUAUCGAAUGCGAACGACAUUUUAUUGACGAGAAAACUCGACAGCUUCAUCGCAAGACAAAGCUUCACAAAAAUAGAGUUAAAACUCUGAAAGAAGUCCCAUAUACCCAAGCAGAAGCUAAUGCAGCUGGGGGAUCAGGAUUCUUCCCAGCCAUAACAAUGAAAACACGCAUUCAACUUCCGACGCAGCCUGAUGUUCCAGUUUCGGUUGAAGAGCUGGAGAAAAAAUAA